CUGACAUGUGGCGGAGCGCCACUCAGGUCGACACCGGCCAUGGGCACUAAACGCGGGGCCUAGCUCCUACUCUAAUCCAACACCACACCGUCGUUACCACUGACCAGUAUCAUCCUACCAGCACCAUCCUACCAGCACCAUCCCACCACGACCACAACAACUACCACCACCCCCCUGGCCCACAACCACAACCACAACCACAACCACAACCACAACCACAACCACAACCACCCCCACAAUGUCCCGCGCGACCCUCCCCCCGCCUCUAACCGCCUCCGCACGGGAAGCGCGCUUCGCGUUCUACUGCACUUUAUGCAGCAAAGGGUACAGUCGAGUCCACGAAUACGAAGCGCACGAGAACAGUUACGACCACCAGCACAAGAAGCGAUUCCAAGAGAUGAAGGCGUUACAGAAGCCGAUUGCGCGGCCUCGGCGCGCGUCGCUGGAACACGGCGGGAUAAAGCCCAUUUCCCUCGGCGAUGGCGCGGCAGGCGCGAAGAAGAAGGGUGGGUUCAGGAGUGCGUUUGGGGGUGGCGAGGUCAAGAUUGAUGGUGCGCCACCGGCCGCGAAGAUGGAGGAGCGCGAGCGGGAGCAUGAGGGCGUGGUGGAGAGUGAGAGUGAGGAUGAGGGCUGGGAGAGGUAUGAUCCCGAGAGGCCGACGGGGGUCUGAUGUGCGUUGCGUGGGGCGAACGUAGUUUAUUGGGGUUUGGAUCUACCCGGUUUGUUUGGGGAUUGGUGUUUUAUUCUUUGCCAUCACGGUGCACUCGUAUCCUUUAGAUUGGUUCUAUUACUGCUAUUCUGCGCAAAGCAUCAAGGCGGUCAUCAU
This is a messenger RNA of Tricharina praecox, 826 nucleotides long. RefSeq names its product zinc finger domain-containing protein. The record is from RefSeq and is a predicted model, not a curated record. NCBI's taxonomy places the organism in Eukaryota, Fungi, Ascomycota, Pezizomycetes, Pezizales, Pyronemataceae. Bases 239 to 670 code for a protein of 143 amino acids. The transcript has a single exon.